Messenger RNA from Fomitopsis serialis, 1323 nucleotides. RefSeq lists its product as uncharacterized. Bases 119 to 1117 code for a protein of 332 amino acids. The record is from RefSeq and is a predicted model, not a curated record. NCBI's taxonomy places the organism in Eukaryota, Fungi, Basidiomycota, Agaricomycetes, Polyporales, Fomitopsidaceae. The transcript is spliced from 2 exons. Gene Ontology annotation, molecular function: protein binding.
CCUCGACAUCACGCCGGAGUCGCGACAGUCGCGACGGGCACCUUCAACACCCUGCGAACGUCAGCUUGCACUUCGUGUCUCGGCGAUCCGACGCUUGUAUCACUGGCACGGGGCACUCAUGCAGGAUACUCUCGAACAUUCGCUUUCAGGAUCGCGGAACACCGAGAACGCGGCAGACCACAUGUCUGUUGAACAGGAGGCGACACGCGACGAACAGUUCUGGUUCAGGGAUGGCAACGUCGUCCUACAAGCCGGCGGUGUAGCGUUUCGCGUCUACCAAGGCACUCUGUCCCAAAACUCCGAAGUGUUCGACGGACUAUUCUCUGUCCCGCAGCCCGUGAUCGCGGAUACAUUCGAUGGGUGUCCAGUCAUUCAACUCGAAGACAGGCCAGACGACUUGCGGCAUCUUCUUCGUGCUUUAUUCGUCGGUCAAAGGUUUUAUCGGCAUGACGAGCAAUUGCCAUUCACCGUUGUCGCGUCUAUCGUCCGCCUCGCGCACAAGUAUGGCAUGGAGCACUUGCGGGACGACGCGCUCGAACGCAUGAAGUCCUGCUUCAGCGAUGACCUCGAUGUCUGGUCGGAAGCCGACGUUGGCAUGGGCAGUGCCUCCAUGUCGUACGUCGACACAGACGCCAUCGCCGCCGUCAGCAUCGCGCGACUUACGGACACGUAUUCGAUGUUGCCUUCCGCCCUAUAUACGUGUUGCCAACUCGAUACUGAGGAGAUAGUGAACGGCGUCACGCGGGAAGACGGCACAACCGAGCGGCUAACGCAGGAAGACAUGCUAAGGUGUCUCAACGCACGGAGAACCCUCCUCCAUGACAACAUCGUCUCCGCAUACACCCUCUUUACGACUACCCCGCACGGGUGCACGAGGCACUCCGACUGCGAGUUGAUGCGGAGGAACCUUGCCGACACUCAUAUAACCUUCGACACCGACGGAGUAGAGGACUACGCAUACCUCGCGGACUGGGACCCUUACUUUCGCAACAAGGAGUUGUCAGGUAGCUACCAUUCCCUCUGCCCUAACUGCCAGGCAGCCAUACUGGAGCACGCGCGCGAGUUACGCUUAGCAGCAUGGACUUCGCUCUCGAAGACCUUGAACUUGAUUGCUUAAUCGUUCUAGUUCGCGAUCCAGCUCGUAGAAGUGCGUCUCCAUAAUGGUCCUGAGACGCCCAGGACACCACGACAUACAUGGGUAGCACUGUGCUGGUCGAGAAUGAGAUGUAACUUACCUAUUGUACGCCGACCGCGACCCAACGACCUCUUGCGGCUGAACCAUUCUCAGCCGUGUCGUGUGCAACCAUAGACGUUGUAGUGCAG